Molecule: messenger RNA, 1029 nt
Organism: Echinostoma caproni
Lineage: Eukaryota; Metazoa; Platyhelminthes; Trematoda; Plagiorchiida; Echinostomatidae
Source: the annotation of a GenBank genome assembly
AUGAUGCAACUAACUUGCUCCGAGCACACAUCCACCAAACAACUUUUCCCAUUUGGCGCAACACGACAGAAUGGAGAACGAAGCAAGAACGAUUUUGAAGAGCCAGCUUUGACCGGAUUACUAAACAAGGGUUGGAGAUCUGUCGGGGUGUUGUGUGACGAGGAGGAUCAUAGGAGACAGAAGCGGAUUAAUCGCGGAAAAUCUAUGAAUGCGCGUGGAAAGGGAAGUGUUCGUUCAUGUGAUCGACAGAGUGAUGUUCACUCCAAAACCCCUCUGAUUGAAGUGCAUCGUUCCCGAACGAUAUCAUUGGCAAACGACAAAUUUGAAGGUAGCGGCCACGAAGGGGUUCAGCCGGCAAGUUCUUCUAAACUUGAAGCUACCUGGAUAGAUAAUGAGCCAGUAUCAAACGGGAAAGUGCCCGAUUCGGAGCAAUCUACCGUGAAAACACCCCGCUCUUGCUCACCAGAUCAAGUUGCCGAAACCAAGCGUGUGCCUGAUACAAAAUUUACAAAGGAUACUCAGGAUUUUCCUCAAACCACAGACGGCCUCGAUGUUUUGGUUAGUGGGAAUCUUAUACAGGACGCGUCCAGUUCUGUGCCGGACAGUACGGUUCAUGAUUCCGAUUGCGAUUCACGUGCACAUGAGGAAGAAGACCAUCUCGAUUCCGAGGAACGUACCAUCUCGCCUGUGUGCGAACUGACGGAAUCGGACGAACUAAAUGGAACAGAUGUGAGCCCUCGUCCGGAGCUAGACACAGAGGAGAACAAAGAUGUCGAACUUGAAACUCCUUCCGGUGAGGCCGGGAAAACACACAAAUCGGAAUUUGAGGAAAAUAAAACUAACUUAAUUGUGAACUAUCUGCCGCAAAAUAUGUCCCAAGAAGAGAUACGCAGUUUGUUUGCUACUAUUGGCGAAGUGGAUAGUUGCAAACUGAUACGGGACAAAAAUACGAACAAUCCACCCCAGAUGCUGAGUGUACUCAAACAAGGAAUUGAUGGAGAUUACCAUCUCACGAGACACGAAUACUAA